Messenger RNA from Galeopterus variegatus (Sunda flying lemur), 2649 nucleotides. RefSeq names its product probable ATP-dependent RNA helicase DDX60-like. Gene Ontology annotation, biological process: defense response to virus. Gene Ontology annotation, cellular component: cytoplasm. Gene Ontology annotation, molecular function: double-stranded RNA binding; single-stranded RNA binding. The record is from RefSeq and is a predicted model, not a curated record. The transcript has 13 exons. Bases 1 to 1707 code for a protein of 568 amino acids. NCBI's taxonomy places the organism in Eukaryota, Metazoa, Chordata, Mammalia, Dermoptera, Cynocephalidae.
AUGACUUCUUUAACAAAACUGGAUGUGCAUGUGGAGAAGGAGGCUAAGUCAGGAUUGGUAGAGCUGCAUGUGAGAGUCAACAUCGGCAUUAAAAAAGACCAGGGAAAACCCAGGAAAUUGGCAAGAAAACUGAGUUAUGAAGCUGAAUAUAUUAAUUUCCUGAAGAAUCUGAAGGAGAUUCUAGAAAUCUCUGAGGACCGCACAUAUGCUGAUGUCAAUGCACUACACACGGAGAUCAUGAAGAAUGGCUCGACUUUGAACAAGGUGUUUCAACGAGUACAAUCAACAAGAAAAGGUGAAGAACUGAAGGCGUUAGCCCAGAGGGGAAUUGGAUAUUAUCACGACUCCAUGUAUUUUAAAGAAAAAGAGUUAGUUGAGAUACUCUUCAUGAAAGGGUUUAUCAGGGUUGUGACAGCCACUGGAACACUUGCCUUAGGAAUCCACAUGCCGUGUAAAUCUGUUGUUUUUGCUCAAGACUCAGUCUAUCUAGAUGCUUUAAAUUACAGACAGAUGUCUGGUCGUGCUGGAAGACGAGGUCAAGACCUGCUGGGAAAUGUAUAUUUCUUUGAUAUUCCAUUGCCCAAAAUUAAAAGACUCAUCACAUCCAAUGUUCCUGAGUUGAGAGGACAGUUCCCUCUCAGCAUAACCCUGGUCCUGCGACUUAUGCUGCUGGCAUCCAAGGGAGGUGACCCAGAGGAUGCCACAGCCAAGGUGCUGUCAGUGCUGAAGCAUUCAUUGCUGACUUUUAAACGACAAAGAGCCUUGGAUAUUUUGAAACUUUACUUCUUGUUUUCUUUGCAGUUCCUGGUCAAAGAGGGCUAUUUAGAUCAAGAAGGUAAACCUAUGAAAUUUGCAGAACUUGUGUCACAUUUGCAUGGUCAUGAACCUUCAAAUUUUGUUUUUGUCAGUUUUCUUAUGAAAGGUCUUUUCCAUAAUCUCUGUCAGCCAACCUCAAAAGGCUCACAACAAUUUUCUCAGGAUGUCAUGGAAAAGCUCAUGUUAGUGUUGGCCAAUUUGUUUGGAAGAAACUAUUUUCCAGCAAAAUUCCGAGAUGCUAAUUUAAGUUUUUCUCAAUCAGAGGUAAUCCUUGGUGAACUCCCGGAGGAUUUUAAAGCUGCUUUAAAUGAGUAUAACUUGAAAGUGACAAAGGACUUUGCCUCCUUCCUGCUGUUUGCUUCUAAGUUGGCGAAUGUGAAAAAUGAAUCUCAACUUCCUUUGUCAAGAAUCAGUAAAAAAUGCGAAGACUCCCAGCUUGUGUCUCACUUGAUGAGCUGCAAGGAAGGAAGAAUAGCCAUUUCACCAUUUGUUUGUCUCUCCGGAAACACAGAUGAUGAUUUGCUUCGACCAGAGAUGAUCAACCAGGUCAUUCUGCGCACAAUCGGUGUCAAUGGCACUCAGGCUCCCAUGCUGUGGACACAGAAAUUAGAUAACCGAGGAAGAAGAAUGCCACUAAAUGCUUAUGCACUCAAUUUCUACAAACAUGGCUGCUUGACAAGAUUAGGCCAAACCAGUGGGAAGACUAGGGGGAAGCUUUUAAAGCUUUUAAAAGACUUUGCAUUCAACAUUCAGGAUAUCAGUGAUUCCCUGAGUGAACUAUGUGAAGAUGAGCAUGACAAUGUGGUCUUAGCAUUUAAACAAUUGAGUCAAAGCUUCUAUGAAAAACUUCAACAAGUCCAAACUCAAAUGCAUCCACAUCACUUGAGAUAACACCAUGGAAAAUUCUCAAGUUUAAUUAUGUGGUUUUCAUUCCUUUGCUGGAAAGAUAUAUUUGAGCCAAUGCAAUGGAAUGGAAAGAGGAUUCAUCUUGGAGUAAAACAGAAUUGGAUUUAAAUAUUAACUCUGCUGUUUUCUAGCUGCAUGACCUUUGAUACAUAAUAUAUCUGAGCCUUAAUUUUCUUUUUGGCAAAAUGGGAGUAAAAAUGCAUACCUCUGAUUGUUUUGAGGAUUAAAUGAGAUAAUGUAUGUAACGUGAUUGGGAGAGAGUGGUGACUCAAUAAAUGAUAGUUUUGUUUUUUGUAGUUAAAGUUAAUGGAUAGUAGGAUUUUAGUUGCACAUUGUCAAACGUUGGGGGUAUGUCCACAGCCUACUGGAUUUUCUUAAAUUAAUGGUCCACAAACCCCCAAAGACCCAAAUCAAUUCUAAACAAUUUAGUUAUAUAAGAAGAUUUCUGAGAUUACAAGAAAACCACUGCUAUGGACUGAAUGUUUGUGUCCCCCCAAAUGUAUGUGUUGAAAUCUUAACCCCCAAUGUGAUGGUGUUAGGAGGUGGAGUUUUUUGGGAGGUGAUUAGGUCAUGAGGGCAAAACCCUCAUGAGUGGGAUUAGUUCCCUUAUACUUAGAAACAGGAGAGUUUGCUCCCCUCCCUCUGCUAUUUGAGGAUACAGUGAGAAGAUGGCCAUCUGCAAAAAGCCAGGAAGAGUGCCUUCAUAAGAAACAAAUCUGCUGGCACCUUAAUAUUGGGCUUCCCAACCUCCAGAACUGUGUGAAAUAAAUAUUUAUUGUUUAAGCCACACAGUCUUAUGGUAUUCUAUUUUAGCAGUCCAGACUGACUAAAACAAUCUUAGUGUGGUUAUAAAGUACUUUCAUGGUGAAAAUAACAUGCUGAUUCAACUGUUUUUCCAAUAGCAUUGAUAGAUUUUGUCUGAGUCCC